ACAGGAUUGUCAUUCGGGUGACAUUUCACACGAUUCCCGCUACGGAAAGCAUUCCGCACGACUGAAUUCCACGAACGGACCGUUCUCGUGGCUCUAUUUGUCUAAGAGUAUUUACUUCGAUUAUUCGUUUAUUUUCAAUGAGAAGCGGGUAUCGUAAGUUUCGUUGUCUGAAAAUCAAUCGAAACAGCAGAGGCUAAGCCAUUGAUACCGUGUCAUGCAAAAAUCAUCGUCCACCGAUGCUCGAGUACUGAGUACAGACUGUGGCAAAAGAUUCGUUCCAUGGAUUUCUACAUAUGUUACGUGUGGUUAUGUGACAGUGACGGCCGAGGGUGUAUAAUAUAAAAUUGUGGAUCAUAUAUGAAUAAAAGGACCAUGUAUUAAGAGAUUCUGCUUUGCGACUAUUGAGACUGUAAUGGAAAGUAUGAAUUGUCGGAAAUAAGUACUCGAUAACAACAUAUGAUAAGAUGGGGAACUCUGGUUUGAAACAACAUUAUGAGACCGCGAAGAAAACCGGAACGUUGAAACUGUCGCAGAGGAAACUCGACGAGUUCCCGCAGAAUUUGUUAGCUUUGACGCCACUUCUACGCACGUUAGAUCUGUCCGAGAAUAAAUUCGUUCACAUACCCGAUGAGAUACGGAAUUUCACGCUACUGAAGCAUCUGAAUCUUAGUCAUAAUAAAUUGAUUGAUUUACCCGAAGCCCUUGGACUCUUGACAAAAUUGGAAGUUUUAAAUGCAAGUUCGAACCAAUUGAAGAAUAUCCCAUUGUCUUUGUCGAACUUAACGCAUUUGAAACAGGUCAACUUGUCCGACAACCAAUUGACCGAAUUCCCUCCUGUGUUUUGCGAUGCAAAACUUCUGAACGUGUUAGACCUGUCAAAGAAUCGAAUUACGACGAUACCUGACGCGGCUGGAGCGUUACAUAUGGUUGAGCUUAACCUCAAUCAAAAUCAGAUAUCGACUAUAUCCGAGAAACUAGCAGAAUGUCCGCGCUUGAAAACAUUAAAACUGGAGGAGAACUGUUUGCAACUGAACGCGAUAUCUACUAAAAUUAUGAAGGAUUCAAAAAUUUCUGUUUUAUCCGUCGAGGGAAAUUUGUUCGAAAUGAAACAAUUUGCCAAUGUCGAUGGAUACGACAAUUACAUGGAAAGGUAUACCGCGGUGAAAAAGAAAAUGUUUUAAAAUCCCGUUGUACGCUGAUAUGAACAAGAAUUGUCAUAGAAACUUUUUAUAAUACUUGAGGAAAUACCGCCUCUCGUGUUCUUUCAAUUAUAUUAUACUCGAUACCUGCGAUAAUGUCAUUUUGUAGAAAUAAAAUCAUGCUUAACUGGGCACUGACAGUUCUUCAAUAAGUUGAUGGAUGCUAAUAUCGAGAUUUAUUGUUGUACAAAGUAUCGAUGCACAAUAUCGGUAUUAUAUAAAAACUAAUAUUUCUGUAAUAGACUGUAUAGUUAUUGCUAUACGGAUUGCAAAACUGUGCCUUUGUAUUCCGUAUUAAAAUGCAGCGUAUUAUUAGAACGUACAAAUAAGCGAUAUAAGAUUUUGCAAAAAAUUUGUUAUUUUUUGCACUACAUUCGAUUUUACAUGUUUAAAAUAAAAGAAACCAAUCCCAAAUGUUCUUUAUCCUCGUAUACAAUUUUGUAUCUCACGAAAUAAGCUCUGCAUAAUAAAAAAUUAUACGUCGAGUGUUUUCGAAAGUAUUACCACUGUAUGUAUGUAUGUAUUUAAUGUAAAUCUGUAAAAUUUUAUUGUACAAUGCGUGUAAAUACACGUAUGUAUAU
Molecule: messenger RNA, 1780 nt
Organism: Ceratina calcarata
Lineage: Eukaryota; Metazoa; Arthropoda; Insecta; Hymenoptera; Apidae
Product: leucine-rich repeat-containing protein 57
Exons: 1
Coding region: 465-1181 (238 amino acids)
Cellular component (GO): cytoplasm
Molecular function (GO): protein binding
Source: RefSeq, a predicted model, not a curated record